This is a messenger RNA of Cantharellus anzutake, 1377 nucleotides long. Its product is annotated as kinase-like domain-containing protein. The transcript is spliced from 7 exons. Gene Ontology annotation, molecular function: ATP binding; protein kinase activity. Bases 167 to 1213 code for a protein of 348 amino acids. NCBI's taxonomy places the organism in Eukaryota, Fungi, Basidiomycota, Agaricomycetes, Cantharellales, Hydnaceae. Gene Ontology annotation, biological process: protein phosphorylation. The record is from RefSeq and is a predicted model, not a curated record.
CGUUGUAUUACGCGGCCCCAGAACUAUCUAUUUACCAGGACAAUGCCCAUCGAGGAAUGGAGAGCGACGUUUGGUCUUUCGGCUGCACAGCUAUGGAGGUACCGACCUGAUUGAUUUUCGGUGACCAGCGUCCACUGAAUUCCUAGCCAAGAUUCUCCGGAAACAGAUGCCGUAUUGCUCCACACCUGGUGAAGCGAUAUUCACAGCCAUUGGGAAAAAGCGUCCACCGUUCGAAUUGAAGCCUUCAGAAUUAUCCGCCGUUGAGAAAGUGGUAAUUAGAUGCCUUGAGUACGAGAAGGAUGACCGUCCUGCCAUCACGACUCUGAUCAAUGAUCUUAUAAACCCCCGGGAGGAAGGACCUAUACCGUUUUCGGAGGUGCUUAAACUGGAAACACAAAACCGUAAAGGGAGGUGGGCAAGUCGCGGUCAAUUUCAUGCACAACUUUCUGGCACAGUGUGCGAGCGGCCUCACUGCUCGAUACAAUGCGGAACCUACAACGAUACAAAGAAAGUACGAAUCAAGAUCUUGCGAAGGGUCACCCCCAUAUCGAACGAGCAGAUGCUCCGAAAUUUCAUCUGGGAGUUCUUGACUCAAGGGGAGAGGUGGCCAUGGGCUGACGACUCGAGUCCGGUCGCCAAAAUGCAGGGAUGGGAGCUGGGCAUCGACGAUCGCAGCUAUCUCGAUAUUACUUUAAUUUCUGAUUGGUAUCCGAAUGGGGAUGUCAAAACUUAUCUAGCGGACUGUCCAAAUGCGGAUGCCAACAUCUUGGUUCGCGACAUUUGCUUUGGCUUGAAAUAUCUCCAUGAUAGGGGAAUAAAGCACGGGAACAUCAAACCGACGAACAUUUUGAUCGAUGGUGGUGGUCGAGCAGCGCUAUGUGACUACGGAUUAUCGGAGCUUUUUCGGGACCUGCCAACCAAGUUCCAAAGUGUACGGUACACGGCGCCCGAACACCUGAUUUGUGACAAAGACGUGUUUCCAUGCAGCUACGAGGGUGACAUUUGGGCUUUUGGUUGUGUUUCGACCGAAAUCUACAUCGGCCAGCAACCGUACUGCACAAUCGAAGAUGAAACUGAGAUUCUCAAAGAUAAACCCCCAGCAUACACGGCUGAUAUUGUCCAACGCAUCGGUAAUACCGAGAUUUGCGACUGUUUAAAUGCUCGCCCAGAGGAACGGCCAAGCCUGGACGAUGUUCUAGACUCCCUCGAUUGAUUCUGGUGCUCAUGUUGAUGGUCGCAUCUGUUCCGCAACCUACAUACGAGAACCGCCGUACUGUAGACGAACACGCCUUCGUGAUCCUUGCUGGUGGCACAUCGAAGCGUUAAUAAGACGAAGCCAUGUGUUGAAGUCUAACCUGUUUUCUGUUGCAUGUACUG